Molecule: messenger RNA, 694 nt
Organism: Paramecium sonneborni
Lineage: Eukaryota; Ciliophora; Oligohymenophorea; Peniculida; Parameciidae
Source: the annotation of a GenBank genome assembly
AUGAAUUCUAUAGGUCCAGAAUAGGAUAAGCCAAUUUUAAGAAUGUUUUUAGCAGGAGUUGCAUCUAUAGCAGCAGGUGGUUCAACUCAUCCAGUUGAUACAGUUAAAGUAAGAUUGUAAAAGGAAGGUGAAGGAAAAUCAGUAGUUAAAAAGUAUAGGAAUAUCUUAAGAGGAUCAUAUGUAAUAUAUAAAGAAGAAGGAUUACGUGCUUUAUAUAAAGGAUUAUCAGCAUCAUUAGGUAGAGAAGCAACUUAUUCUACAUUAAGACUUGGAUUGUAUGAACCAUUCAAACAUAUGAUAUCAAAUGAUGGAGAAAAGACAUCAUUAGGUGUUAAAUUUUUUGCAGGUCUAAUGUCUGGAUCAACAGGAGCUAUUGUUGCCAAUCCAUGUGAUGUGUAAUUAUUAUUAAUAAUUGUUAUCAGUUUAAAAAUUAGAUUGCAAUCUAUUUCUGGCCAUCAUUAAUCAUUAUUAGCUGAAAUUACAUAAAUUAUACAUCAUGAGGGAAUUCUAGGUUUGUAUAAAGGAACUAUGCCAAAUUUAUUAAGAGGAGCUAUUCUUACUGGUACAAAGAUGGCUACAUAUGAUUAAACUAAAUAAUGGUUAAAAGAACAUUUUUAAUUUAAAGAAGGAUUUACUCUAUAAUUUGUUUGUUCUUUUGCAACAGGUACAUAAAAUUCAUUUUAUUUAGGAUUGA